CGUGGUCAGGGUCCCCAAAUGUACCAUAAUAUUCACCCCAUUUUCAGAAAUUUUCGACACCCCACAGUAUUUUUCGCGCUUGGAAAAUGAUAAAUUAGUCAGUGACGCGAUGAACUGCGAGUGAAAUAAUUAAAAUUUGAAAUUUUGAAACUUUUCAGCGAAUGCUGUCCCUAGGACUAUAGGACUUCCGGUCAAAUUAAAAAUGGCGAUGCAUUGUGAUCGUCCAGCAUCAAUGAGUUCCAUCCGAGCCCGCAAAGUCCUGUUAUGGAUCUACCUCUGUAUCUGCCUGCGAUUCUCUGAUUGCUACAAAGAGUCCGAUGAGCACAUUGAGGAAGACACCUCGAAACUCAUACGCAUCGACGGUGAUGUCAUCUUCGGUGGAAUAUUCCCAAUGCAUGAACAGGUCGCUGGCAUGAGUGGCGAAUCUCCUUGUGGGGCUGUGAAAGAGGAGAAGGGAGUGCAACGUCUAGAGGCCAUGCUCUUUGCCCUGGACGAGUUGAACAAAAACGUGGAAUUAUUGCCGAAUACAACAAUUGGCGCAUUGAUCCUCGACUCAUGCAGCAGUGACACAUAUGCCCUCGAUCAGAGUAUGGAGUUCGUGAGGUCCUAUAUGAAUCAGGAUAUGUCGGAGUACAGAUGUGAAGACGGUAGACCACCCCAGUACACACCCCACAAAUCUGUGACAGGAGUCAUUGGAGCAUCUUUCAGCGUAGUAUCCAUAAUGGUGGCCAACAUUCUCAGACUCUUCAAAAUACCUCAACUAAGCUAUGCUUCUACAAGCACCGAGCUCUCGGAGAAGAGCCGCUUCGAGUAUUUCAGUCGGGUCGUGCCGCCGGAUAAUUUCCAGGCCCAGGCAAUGGUUGAAGUGGUACAUCAACUCGGUUGGAAAUACGUGUCUACGGUGGCAGUUGAGGGUGAUUAUGGCGAGAAAGGUAUCGGAAGUUUCAUCAGCCUCGCUGGAGAAUAUGGCAUAUGCAUAGCCGUGAGUGAAAAGAUCUUGAGAAAUUCUCGCAACGAGGACUUUGAUCGUAUAAUUGAACGACUCAACUCAAAGCGCAAUGCAAGGGGCGUUGUACUUUUUGUUGAUGAAGAUAAUGUGAGAAAGCUGUUGCAAGCUACGAUCAGGGCCAACGUAACUGGCCACUUUAUGUGGGUUGGCAGUGAUUCGUGGGGUGCUAAAGUCCAUCCCGUGAGAGACCAAGAGUUUGCUGCUGAAGGUGCAAUAACAAUCCUGCCCUUCCGAAAUCGUCUCGAUGAUUUCGACGUUUAUUACAAAAAUCUGAGACCGCGAGUGGGGGAUGAGUGCGGUGGCCAGACCGAGAGGAAUGUACCGCAUCCAAAAUUACCCGAGAAAAUGGUAAACUGUCGAAAUGUUUGGUUUCGGGAAUUCUGGUCUCAGCAUCACAAGUGUGUGUUUGGAGCAUCAACGGGACAAACCGAAGUGAAGGGAUGCACUGGGGAUGAAGUCCUCAUCGAGUAUGAUCAGGAGGGGCUUGUGCCAUUUGUAGUGGACGCAGUCUAUGCAAUGGCGUAUGCUGUUCACAAUUACAUUGAUGACGAGUGUGUCAAACUCCAAGGGACAGUGCACCACCUGUGCGAUGCACUGGCACCAGCACCACCUGGUCAACAUCUUCUCCAGUAUAUACGCAAUGUAACAUUCGUCGGUCGUCAAGAGACGGAAAUAAGAUUCAACGCUGAUGGCGAUGCCUAUGGGUACUACAACAUUUAUCAGUAUCAGAGGAAUGAGGAGGGACGAUUCGAUUAUACGCGCAUUGGAUCGUGGAAAGAGGUACUUACCCUGGAUAUCAACAUGACAAGGUGGACCGGAGGUACUGGUGAAGCUAAUUUACCCAGAAGUACCUGCAGCGACAAUUGUCCACUGGGUCACGUUCGUAAUUUCCAGGACGCGUGUUGCUGGAGUUGCAUGAGCUGCUCCGAGACUUCCUACGUUUACAACGACACCUGUCGCACUUGUGCACCAGGUUCAGCACCUGAUAUCUGGAAAUCUAAAUGCAUUAAAGUACCCGCUGAAGUUAUCCACUGGCGCAGUCCAUGGGCAAUAGUGCCACUUGCAUUCGCUAUCAGUGGAAUACUUGGUACUCUAUUCACUUUCUUCAUUUUUUUGCGGUUUAACGAUACCCCCGUGAUAAAAGCCUCCGGCCGCGAGCUCUGCUAUGUUUUACUCUCCGGAGUUCUCUCCUGCUACCUAAUGACUUUUAUAAUGCUGAGUGAGCCAACAAUCUGGAUCUGCACGUCCUUGCGCAUCGGUUUGGGUUUAUGCCUGAGCAUCUGCUACAGUGCCCUACUAACAAAAACCAUUCGCAUAUCACGGAUAAUAAAUGUGGACAAGAUAUCAGUGAAAAGGCCGUCAUAUACCUCGCCGAGGAGUCAAGUGGCUAUCGCUAUUGGAAUAACUUCGGUCCAGUUGUUCGGUGCAAUAGCUUGGCUGGUAAUAGAACCACCGGACAUCAAAGAGAUUCAUCCAAGUCCAUUGACAGCAGUGCUCACUUGUCGUGUAUCAACAUUUUCGUUGAUGAUGUCACUGGUAUACAAUAUGUUACUCAUACUCAUGUGCACAUUGUAUGCAUUUAAAACACGAAAAAUACCAGCAAAUUUCAAUGAAGCUAAAUACAUUGGUUUCACCAUGUACUCGACGUGCAUCGUAUGGCUGGCAUUCGUACCAAUUUACUUCAGUACUUACAACAAUUAUACGAUUCAAAUAGCGAGUAUGUGUAUGUGUCUGAGCAUCUCAGCUACAGUUGUCCUGGGAUGUCUAUUCAUCCCGAAAGUAUAUCUCGUAAUUUUUCAACCGGAAAAAAACAUCAGACCAGGCCAUCCGAACAUGGCACCGGGCGUCACCGGUGGUGGUUAUGUGGGUCCAGGACAUCACAGUCGUCAGAACUACAGUAUGCGCUUCACAGGCCCUAGGAGUCAGACAAUGCAAAGUGUAACGUCAUACUCCAGGAGUAGUCCAACGAGGCAGAGCCAGCCCGACGUAAAGGCUAUCAACGGAGAGUCCCAGUUACCAGCAAGCCCAUCCUGCGAAGAGACCUCGUUCAGCUAGGUCGCAAUACCCCUCCCCUCGAGGGCAAAGGAUCAAGAGAAUCAAGCACCCCGAGGGGAGGAUUUGUUAGACAAUACUCAAUUAACUGGUCCCACUGACGAAAAUGACAUUCACUUCACAGUUCCACUGUUACAUGAACUACCAAAGAGUCAUGAUCUCCAUGAUGUGAGCAAGACGAAUGAGCCUGUCUCACUUGAUCCUCUGGAUUUGUCGCUCACAGGAUCCGUCCAGUCAUCUGAGAUUGAGGCGAUCACUUGUGGUGAUGUACCUACUAUAUCAGCGAGAAUCGAUGAGACUAAUGAAAAUGGAAAUUCACCAUCGGCGCACAGCGGAAGACUCGUCAUGUCCAGUCCUUCGCCAACAUUCUCAGAGUUCUCAUCUUAAUUUGGGCGGUUAAUAAUCAAUGAUUUGUUUUGAUUGUAGGCGUUGAAUGUAACUAUUGUAAUGUCUUCCAUAGGGCUUCGAGGUUUUAAAUUUCCUCGGUUUUUUCUUCAUUCUUGCAAUGUUGACUCGUUUAGGUAGGAAAAUCGGGAAGUGGUGGGUUUGAGAGAGUUUCGAUGUCACUCCAUUAUGUGUCACCCUGAAAUUUAAGACCAACUAAGCCAAGCGAGUCAUAUCUUCAAUGUAAACACUGUACGAGGGAUGAGAUCUUGUUUAUUCCCACGGUUGAGUGUUGAUAGCUAUCGAGAGAGAUCUACUCCUUGUGUCCAUUUCCAAGUGCUAUCGUUUCAUUCUGAUGUUAUUCCAGCCGACCUUCGAUCCAAAUCCACGAAAGGUCAGAGCUUUUUGGGUAAAUUUGUGCUUAACACUAAUGCAGUUGUUUCUUUUUCUCAACGAACCUCGGGGAAAACUAUUGCAAUAUGAACUUCAGAUAGUUAAUUGACUGGAUAAGGGUGAAAUGACUUGAAAAGUUUGUGCUUUUGGGAGGAUCGUGAUGAUUCUGGUUAAUCAACAUCCGAGGAUUGUAUGGAGAGGAGGAAAAAUUGAGGAAAUGAAACGUGUGGACAAAUUGCAGUUGAAGCAUAUGUUGUGUUAUGAAAUAAUUGUGUAUAUACGUUGACUAUUUAUUUUUACCAUGAAAAAAGUUAAAGGGUGAAAGACAUUCAACACCGGUAUUUGGUUUCCGUUGUGCGUGUAGUAAAUCGCAAUUGCGGGGACGUAUUAUAAUAGUGUUAAACUGAACGAACACCAACCGGGACUGGGCUCGUUUGCCUCGCAAACGCGUAUCACGGGGACCAACUAAGUAUCCGGUGGCCUCGUUUCCCACGAGCCCUCUUUAAUACCGUGCAAUGCCCGCAGACUGCAAUUUUCUACAUAAAUUUUUAUCGUUGUAGGCAAUUAGUGAAUGAUACUCGAUAUACAAUAAAUAAAACGAAGGAAAUUGUUAAUUAUUUUUUCAAUUCAAUUACGAAAAAUGUAUCACUUGUUUCUGUUGUUUCAUUUUUUUGUUGAUGACUUAUCGACUUGCACUGAGAUUUCAAUUGUAAUACUUUUUAAUACUGGUGACCUUUUGUUAGCGGUGGAAAUGAUAUUUUUUUUACAUGGACAAUCAUAUGCGCUUCGGGAUUGGAUGGUAAUUGAUUUUUAAUGAUUGACGAUAUUGAUUUUUGUUUAACUGCUGUUGAAAUCUCGUGCAGUUUUGCGGCACGAAAUGAAUUGCUAGGUAAUAAAACAAAAAAUCUAUCGAUUUAAUAUCGUGGUGAAGUGUUUAAUGUAUAUUAGACGACAGUCAAUUCCAAUUUUCGCGCUGGAUAAAUUACACGGAGAAAAAAGUGAAUGAAAAAUUGCCAAAUAACUCAUAUAAUUGUGGCGCGGGAUCAAUUACUCAAUCUCUUGGACUCCCAUUCGAGCGGAAAAAUGUGAAAAUAAUCGAAAUUUUUUUUAGUCAGUGCCAAAACUUCAAUGGUUAUAAUUUGUACUUUAAAAAAUAUCCCAUGUACGUUAAUAAUUGCUCAAUACUGCGUAAUUUGCAACUAUGUGAAGGAUUUUUUCAGUGAUGAAUAACAUUUUUUUACUGCGAUAUCGUAAAAUUUCACUUCCAAUAGAACAGUAAUUUUUACCAUCAUUCCAUUUUUUUUUCUUCACAAAAAGCAUUUCUUGGGCAUUACAAGUCCAUGAAUUAAUUAAUAGUUUUUGAACAUCAUUGACGACGUUCAUGCAUUCAUUUACUCAUUAAAAACGUAACAAAUAUUCGCCCUUACUGUGUUCAAAGUUGCAAAUAAAAUUUCAAUCGUCUAGUCAUUAGUGUCAUUUACUUAAUUUUCGAUUACCUUCGGUAAAGUAAAAUUUGCCGCAAUAUUCUAUAUAACGUUUAUCUAACUUUUCUCUCCGCGUAUCGGCGUGAAAACUUAAUCAGUGAAUUCAUGUGGCGGGAUUGGAUUUAUCCCCAAAGGAAUUAAACUGAUCCUUCAGUAUUUAAUCUGUGUAUAAAUAUUCAGUGUUUGAUAUGAAAAGAUUGCUCAUGACUCAUCUUUAUCAAACAAGUAUUAAUAUCUAAGAUAAAUUCGGUGUGAUUUAUGGAGAUUAUGGGAUGUGCGAUACUUGAGAAAACAAAGCUUUAGAGGAAGUAUCGUAGACUAUCAUGUUUACCUGAGGUACAAUGGAAACUGUAAAUAGAUAACAAAUAAGUUGAGUGUUAAUGUGUCUUAUGAAUUUAAUCAUCUAAAGAAAGCAUUAGCAAAUGCCAUCUUAGCCGCGCCAUUUCAACACUUCAACCAUUUAAUAAUGUAAAUAUGUUUAUACGUGUGCGUGCACUAGUGAUCAUUUGUCUGCAAUGUCACAAUGCAAUAUCUUUGUGAAGGAAAAAAACGCUUGUUAUUGAUUUUAUAAUUUUGUUAUGAAAAAUUAUGGUAAAAACUAUAAAAAAUAAUUAUUAAUAUCAAAAGGAUAAAUAAAGGAUAUGGUCGAAUGUCUAUUAUUACUUAAGUAUUAUGAUAGAACGCUUGCCAAAAAAGAAAAUUCAGUAAGAUGGCGAAACUAUAAUUUGUUCCAUAGAUUAUAUCAAUAAUCGAAUUGAUACUUGUUAAACAAUUGGAAAAAUACUGUUCAUGUAAAUAUUGUACACGCCGGAUAAGUGUUUACGAGUAGAUUGUUGGAAGUCUAUAUGAAUGUUAUACGUCAAAAAAUUAUAGAACAUGCAGGUCAUUGAUAUUUAUUAUUAAUUGAACGGAAAAAUCAAAUAUAUCGAUCAAAAUAAUUCCAUGAAUAUUUGACUGUUAAUCGCGAUCAAGAUAUCGUGAUUAUUCAUGUUCAUAGAUUUUAAAUGGGCAAUUGGUAGGUAAAACUGCUCACUUCCCGCUUAUAUAUUUAUUAUUUUAAGGCCAUCGCAUAUUGUAAUUAUUCUUUGGAUAGGUGUACGAAUGGAUUAUUGAAAACACUGAUAUCGCUCGAUGAAAAUGCACGGAUAAAUUGUUCGAACGUAAUGUGUUUCUAAAGAUUUAUUUCAUUCGAUUUUGUGGAACAAUCAACUUUAAAAUAUCUGUACUAUUUUUUGUAGUAAGCUACAGUCUCAAUGGUCGUAAUUCAAUGAAAUUGAACAUUUCUUCCAAUAAAAUCUCCAAAAAAAAAAUACAAAUACGCAAAGUAUUAGAAAAAAUAGUUCGAUCGAACAAUUUGGGGAUAAUUUAAUGCGCGGUUUCACAUAUUGCUCACGACUGCGUUGUUUACCAGAAGUUUGUGAAGAAAUGUAAAAAACACCUAUGAGAACAGAAUGUGAUUUAAAGAAAUUAUUUUAUAAAUUUCAUGAGCAUGUAACAAUCACCUUCGAAAUACAUGUAUGAUUCUUUGAUAAUAAACUAGUCAAAUCACUGGCAAUCUCAA
Molecule: messenger RNA, 6883 nt
Organism: Diachasmimorpha longicaudata
Lineage: Eukaryota; Metazoa; Arthropoda; Insecta; Hymenoptera; Braconidae
Product: metabotropic glutamate receptor 8-like
Exons: 17
Coding region: 203-3064 (953 amino acids)
Biological process (GO): G protein-coupled glutamate receptor signaling pathway
Cellular component (GO): plasma membrane
Molecular function (GO): adenylate cyclase inhibiting G protein-coupled glutamate receptor activity
Source: RefSeq, a predicted model, not a curated record